AUAGGAUGGAACAUAUCUGUGUGGAUUUACAGGAAACUAUUUGGUCUAUUACUCUGACAUUAUAGACUAGACUGUGCUCCGAGAAGAGAAGUAAGUCAGGCACUGGGGAACCACAGAGGUUUCCUGUUCUGAGCUCGACUUGUCCGUUGCAGACAUGUUGAUAGAGGAACCCGGUUAGACAGAAGAAGCUAUCGAAGUUGAACAUUAUUGACAGAGUUAGAUGAGAGGAGGGGCAUUUAUAAAGUGUAUGUCAUAAUGAAAUGUGUGAGGUAUAAAAGGCUAUGCGCAUUGUAUAAUAUUCAGAGCUCUCGUGAUGAAAAGAAUCUGACUCUUGAAAGCUUGGUCUCCGUCUGCUUCAUUUAAACCAGAACCUUACAAACUCUGGGUUGCAGACUGAGUAGAUGAAUUAACGUUCAGUUUAAGAACAUUGAGAACAUAAUUCUCUUAACACAUACUCAACUAUCGACUGGACAGCCAAGUUAUCUAGACAGGCCUACAUUUGAGCUGUUGAAGUGAGAUAGGUACAAUGGAGGACAGAAGCCUUCCUCGUAUUGUGGUCAUUACACUGUCUGUGCUGAUCUACAUUUCUGCUUUGGCAAUAAAUGCCAUGGCAGGAGCUGGAAAGGGACCAUUCCACUGGAGUACAGGGAACAUCUCCAGGAAGUAUGAGACUGACAUAACUCCGGCCGGAUGGACCUUCUCCAUCUGGGGGCUUAUCUACACCUGGCUGACCCUCAUGGUCAUGUAUAUCAUCUCCUUGAUCUACAGAGGGAGCUGGACCCUCUCUGUGCUACUGUACGGUUUCUACCUGUCCUGGAUAGUUAACAUGGCCCUCAACAUGACCUGGCUGCUCCUAUGGGAUCAAGAGCAGGUGACUGCGGCAUUGAUUGUAAUGGCGACCAUUGCUGUCACCAACUACUCCAUGGUCUUCUUCUCCUGCUAUGGGCUGAGUGUUUACGGAGCCUGGCUCAGCCAGAACCACCCCAGGGACCUCUGGUGCAUUCGGUUGCUGGUGCAAAAUGGCAUUGCGCUGUACAGCACGUGGACAACCAUCGCCACUUUGAUCAACUUCACUCUGGUGUUGGACCUCUCUGGAGUGGCAAAGAGCACUGCAGCCACCAUGUCUCUCUGCAUCCUACUGGUGGAGGUGAUCGGAUGGUUUGGUAUUGAGAACUUCCUGCUGUAUCAACAUGUGAGGUACAUCCUGACUAUUUACCCUGUGGUGAUCAUUGCUCUGGUUGGAAACGUGACCAAGCACUACAACCCUGCAGCACCAAGCGCUAACGCUAUCUUCAUGGUUGUGCUCUUGGUGAUUUCCUGUGUGCUCCUGGUGGUGCGAGUCUCCCUGGUGAUCAGGAGAACCAGGAACCAGACCCUUCACCCGGAGGCUUUGAACUCACCCAGCAGCCUGUCCAAGAAGCAGAGGAAGAUACUCAUGUAGACAACUGCAAUGAACUUGGGAAUAGUUACCAGAGAGAAGAAGGAACCAAUUGAAAGCUGGGGAUGAUUAAGUGUCCAUGAGGGUAUGAGGGUGUCACGUGUGAUCCCUCUCCGGCCUCUAGGUCACCAGGCUGCUCGUCAUGGCGCACACCUGUCACCAUCAUAAUGCGCACCUGCGCAUCAUCAAACUCACCUGGACUCCAUCAUGAUUACCUUCCCUAUAUAUGUCACUCCCCUCGGUUUCUUCCCCAAGUUUCUGUUUCUGAGUCAUGUCUGUGUGUUGUUCGUGUGUUCUUGGUUUGUAUUAUGUUACGUUUAUUUAUUAUAACACGCACUCCUUGAACUUGCUCCCCGACUUUCAGCGCACAUCGUUACAGAAUGAUGCCUCACCUAAGGGAAGCAUCAGGGAGUGUUUUUAAACUGCAUUAUAUAUAUGUGUGUGUGUGUGUGUAUUUAUUACAUUUUUGUUGGUGGUGGGAAUGACGUCUGGGAGCCCUUACAGGCUCCCCUGCCUCAGCCGGUCAGGAUCCCACGCAUCAGCAGGGGUGACCGGAUCGCUCCUGAUCCUCGGGAUUGUCCCUUUGGUUGGCGUCCUGCGGCUGGAGCCAACCGCGUCGGGGAGGGGGUACUGUCACGUGUGCUCCUCUCCGGCCUCUAGGUCACCAGGCUGCUGGUUAUGGCGCACACCUGUCACCAACAUUACGCGGACCUUGGUUCAUUCCUCUCCCUGGUAAAACUCACCUGGACUCCAUCACUUCCCUGAUUACCUUCCCUAUACAGUUGAAGUCGGAAGUUUACAUACACCUUAGCCAAAUACAUUCACACUCAGUUUUUCACAAUUCCUGACAUUUAAUCCUAUUAUAAAUUCCCUGUCUUAGGUCAUUUAGGAUCACCACUUUAUUUUAAGAAUGUGAAAUGUCUUAAUAGUAGUGAUAUAUUUCAGCCUUCAUUUCUUUCAUCACAUUCUCAGUGGGUCAGAAGUUUACAUACACUCAAUUAGUAUUUGGUAGCAUUGCCUUUAAAACGUUUCGGGUAGCCUUCCACAAGCUUCCCACAAUAAGUUGGGUGAAUCUUUGUCCCCAUGUGCAGUUGCAAACCGUAGUCUGGCUUUUUUAUGGCGGUUUUGGAGCAAUGGCUUCUUCCUUGCUGAGCUGCCUUUCAGGUUAGGUCGAUGUUUUACUGUGGAUAUAGAUACCUUUGUACCUGUUUCCUCCAGCAUCUUCACAGGUCCUUUGCUGUUGUUCUAGGAUUGAUUUGCACUUUUCGCACCAAAUUACGUUCAUCUUUAGGAGACCGAACACAUCUUCUUCCUGAGCGGUGUGACGGCUACGUGGUCCCAUGGUGUUUAUACUUGCGUACUAUUGUUUGUACAGAUAAGUGUGGUACCUCCAGGCGUUUUGAAAUUGCUCCCAAGGAUGAACCAGAUUUAUGGAGGGCACAGUUUUUUUCCUGAGGUCUUGGCUGAUUUCUUUUGAUUUUCCCAUGAUGUCAAGCAAAGAGGCAUGGAGUUUGAAGGUAGGCCUUGAAAUACAUCCACAGGUACACCUCCAAUUGAUUUGUGUAUGUAAACUUCUGACCCACUGGAAUUGUGAUACAGUGAAGUAAUCUGUCUGUAAACAAUUGUUGGAAAAACGACUUGUCAUGCACAAAGUAGAUGUCCUAACCGACUUGCCAAAACUAUAGUUUGUUAACAAGAAAUUUGUGGAGUGGUUGAAAAACGAGUUUUAAUGACUCCAACCUAAGUGUAUGUAAACUUCCGACUUCAACUGUAUAUGUCACUCUGGUUCCUUCCCCAGGCGUUAUUGUUUCUGUGUCAUGUCUGUGCGUUCGUGUUUUCUUGUUUUAUAUUAUGUUAUGUUUAUUUAUUAAAACACUCACUUCCUGAA
Messenger RNA from Salvelinus fontinalis (brook trout), 3326 nucleotides. RefSeq lists its product as uncharacterized. The transcript is spliced from 8 exons. Lineage: Eukaryota; Metazoa; Chordata; Actinopteri; Salmoniformes; Salmonidae. The coding region runs from base 527 to 1441 and encodes 304 amino acids. The record is from RefSeq and is a predicted model, not a curated record.